AUGGCUCACACAGACCAGCAAUUUCGAAUUGUUAUACAACCGCAGAGAAUCUAUCGUGAACGAUAUCGAAGCGAACAAUAUAGAAAUGGAAAGCGACCACCACGUUUCAUUCUCGCUGAAGAUAACGACUCCAAGAUCAGAUAUCCAACUAUAGAGCUAAGUCCGAAUCGGCGUCUACUCGAACACAUUCAAAUUAACUCCCCCUCCAUGACCUGUUCACCGCCAUGCAUCCACGGUGGAACAUGUGAUCCGACGACUGCUGCCUGUAUUUGUGUAGGCCAAUGGAGUGGAGUGGCAUGCGCUACAUGUGGCUGUCAAAAUGGUGGAACCUGCAAUCCGACGACUGGUGCCUGCGCUUGUGUGGGCCAAUGGAGUGGAACAACAUGCACUACGUGUGGCUGUCAAAAUGGUGGAAGCUGCGAUCCGGCGACUGGAGCAUGUGCUUGUGUGGGCCAAUGGAGUGGAACGACAUGCACUACGUGUGGGUGUCAACACGGUGGAACAUGUGGCCCGACGACUGGUGCCUGCACUUGUGUGGGCCAAUGGGGCGGAACGACAUGCACUACGUGUGGCUGUCAAAAUGGUGGAACCUGCAAUCCGACGACUGGUGCCUGCGCUUUGACCUGUUCCCCGCCAUGCAUCCACGGUGGAACAUGUGAUCCGACGACUGCUGCCUGUAUUUGUGUAGGCCAAUGGAGUGGAGUGUCCUGUGCUACAUGUGGCUGUCAAAAUGGUGGAAGCUGCAGUCCGACGACUGGUGCCUGUGCUUGUGUGGGCCAAUGGAGUGGAACAACAUGCACUACGUGUGGCUGUCAAACUGGAGGAAGCUGCGAUCCGGCGACUGGAGCCUGCACUUGUGUGGGCCCAUGGGGCGGAACAACAUGCACUACGUGUGGGUGUCAACACGGUGGAACAUGUGGCCCGACGACUGGUACCUGCUCUUGUGUGGGCCAAUGGAGUGGAACGACAUGUACUACGUGUGGAUGUCAACACGGUGGAACAUGUGGCCCGACGACUGGUGCCUGCACUUGUGUGGGCCAAUGGGGCGGAACGACAUGCACUACGUUUUCUUGUGAAACAGUUGCUGGAGAUUCGAAUGGAUCAUCCGGCGUUACCGCAGGGCUACUCUACUAUCCGUAUGGUGUCUAUGUGGACAGCGCUGGAAAUGUGUAUGUAGCAGACACCUACAAUAGUCGCAUUCAGAAAUGGGCUCCCGGUGCCACGAGUGGAAUCACAGUUGCUGGAGAUUCGGGUGGAUCAUUCGGCAUUGCCGCAGGACUACUCUACUAUGCCGAUGGUGUCUAUGUGGACAGCGCUGGAAAUAUGUAUGUAGCAGACAACCGUAAUAGUCGCAUUCAGAAAUGGGCUCCCGGUGCCACGAGUGGAAUCACAGUUGCUGGAGAUUCGAAUGGAUCAUAUGGCUCUACCGCAGCGCUACUCUACUAUCCCAUUGGUGUCUAUGUGGAUAGCGCUGGAAAUGUGUAUAUAGCAGACUACCGUAAUAGUCGCAUUCAGAAAUGGGCUCCCGGUGCCACGAGUGGAAUCACAGUUGCUGGAGAUUCGAAUGGAUCAUCCGGCGUUACCGCAGCGCUACUCCACUAUCCGUUUGGCGUCUAUGUGGACAGCGCUGGAAAUGUGUAUGUAGCAGACACCUACAAUCAUCGCAUUCAGAAAUGGGCUCCCGGUGCCACGAGUGGAAUCACAGUUGCUGGAGAUUCGACUGGAUCAUAUGGCGUUACCGCAGCGCUACUCCACUAUCCCAUUGGCGUCUAUGUGGACAGCGCUGGAAAUGUGUAUGUAGCAGACUACAGCAAUCAUCGCAUUCAGAAAUGGGCUCCCGGUGCCACGAAUGGAAUCACAGUUGUUGGAAGUUCGAGUGGAUCAUCCGGUGUUACCGCAGGACUACUCUACUAUCCGUAUGGUGUCUAUGUGGACAGCGCUGGAAAUAUGUAUGUAGCAGACACCUACAAUAGUCGCAUUCAGAAAUGUUUUUAG
Messenger RNA from Adineta ricciae, 1995 nucleotides. The record is from the annotation of a GenBank genome assembly. NCBI's taxonomy places the organism in Eukaryota, Metazoa, Rotifera, Eurotatoria, Adinetida, Adinetidae.